This is a messenger RNA of Papilio polytes (common Mormon), 1384 nucleotides long. RefSeq names its product degenerin-like protein asic-1 (gene ppk17). Gene Ontology annotation, cellular component: membrane. Gene Ontology annotation, biological process: sodium ion transmembrane transport. The record is from RefSeq and is a predicted model, not a curated record. Bases 50 to 1384 code for a protein of 444 amino acids. Gene Ontology annotation, molecular function: ligand-gated sodium channel activity. The transcript is spliced from 10 exons. Lineage: Eukaryota; Metazoa; Arthropoda; Insecta; Lepidoptera; Papilionidae.
UCAAACGGUUCUAGGAUGGGGUAAAAAGGAAUACAAAAUAUCUAUAAAAAUGACUGUAAUUAUAGACGAAGAGGCAGAAAAAGAUAUGCGAACAUUUAAGGAGAAAUGCGUGAAAUGUCUCCGUGGUCCGAAUUUGCUGAAAACUUUAGUUGUCGUUGGUUGCAUUCUCAUUGUUGUACAACAGAUAAGUGAAUGUGUAAACAAGCUGAUGAUAAACAUACCGGUAGUGACGUAUACGCAUUUUGAUUUCAACAAAUCAAUUGUGUAUCCGAGCGUUACAUUCUGCAGGGAACCGGCUUACAAAUACGACAAACUUCUGGACUAUGGACUGUAUUCACAUCCACGGUUUACUUCAACUUGGAUGAGUUUCAAUUUUUCUGUCAACCAAGAUUUCAUGUGGGACGAAAUCUCGUACAAUGAAGGAGAGUUCUUCGUUCAAUACGGUCUUGAAGGAUCACCGGAAAAUGUAGAACUAACCUCAACACUGGGCUUAGUGACUGGGCGCUGUUUCACACUGUCUCCCAAAGUGCAGCUGCGGCAGGCGUCCAAAGCCUCAGGGUACUCCAUCACGCUGCAGCACCGGGAACUGGACAUCGCCACCAGCUCCGGCGUCUGCCCGCCGGGGUACCACGUCUACGUACACUACACCCGUGAGCCUUUCACUGAAGUAGAAGUGUACAACGGCGGGCUGGUGGAUUACCUCUUCAUCAACGCGGGCGAGGCGGUCGACGCCAAGCUGACUGUGGACGAAUACGUCAAGUUGUCUAAAGAUGAUGACCCUUGCACGUAUUUAGACAAUUAUAGCGCUAAUAAUUGCACAACGCAGUUCGUAUGGACCCAUGUGGAGAAUCUUGUAGGAUGCUCUGGACCCUGGAUGAAGAGCAGCCUGCCUCGGUGCAGCAACUACACUGCCAUGAGGAAUCUUAUCAGAGCUUACAUAAACACAUACAAAGACCAUGAAUGUGAUACAUGUCCUAGAUUCUGCAGAUCUUAUCUCUACAAUGCCUUUGUGACUGACAGACAGAGUUUCUACGUGUGGGACUCUACUGCUAAAUUGUGGAGCUUGAAGAGUGGCUACACUGCGUUACAAUCUCAGUUGUACAUUCACUUUAACAGCAUGAUGGUGUCAGUUUACGAGGAGAGACACAAUUACGAUUGGAACAUAUUCCUGUCCGACCUCGGCGGGAAUAUUGGUUUCCUCCUCGGUCUUUCUGUCAUCAGCUUGAUGUCGAUCCUCGGCAGCGUGUGGUUCGAGAUCCUCCGACCUUUCAUCAUCAGGAAGAAGAUCAAGAAAGACAUGUUAAGCGUGACCAGCUCCACUCCUACUGCUGAAGUGGCUGUCAUAUACAAGGCGAUUGAGAAGUAUAGAGAUUGUAAGAAAUAA